Molecule: messenger RNA, 2663 nt
Organism: Pecten maximus
Lineage: Eukaryota; Metazoa; Mollusca; Bivalvia; Pectinida; Pectinidae
Product: histone-lysine N-methyltransferase PRDM9-like
Exons: 13
Coding region: 265-2175 (636 amino acids)
Biological process (GO): regulation of DNA-templated transcription
Cellular component (GO): nucleus
Molecular function (GO): protein binding; histone methyltransferase activity
Source: RefSeq, a predicted model, not a curated record
UUCAUUUUUUGCGGUUUUGGUUUUUAUUUUCUAAACCGUCAUCGAGGCAAAAACGUUAUCGAACGCACCGAAGUUUUCAUCCGGGUGUUUAAAUUUUUUUCCCGCCUUCAACAUUCUGUGACGUAUUGUAUUUAGAUCGUCUGAUCCUGAAUUCUAAAAGAAGAUUGCUUUUGCAUUUGGUCGUAGUUGCUUCGCACAAGUUUCCUUGGCUUAUCAGUUUUAAACGGCUUGUAGAAUUUUGAACAGCAAGUGUGAAAGAACAUCAUGGCAUCGAAAUUCCCUGUUUUACCUGGCAUGCCGAUACUGGAUUUCUCCAAUCUGGACAAACAAAAUGACAGCAUUAAUGAAUUCUUCACUAAAGCACAGCUUUCGAACAUGUCUGAAUAUGAGAAACUGCGAUUUAGGAACAUGAGAAAAAAUUAUGAAAUGAUGGCAUAUCUAGGAUUACCUGCCAUCAAACCAGACUUUAUGAAAUGUCGUCGAGGACAAACAAAAAGGAAAAGGAAGGACAUGUCUGAUGAUAGUGAUGAUGAGUGGACUCCUACUUCUGAAAGGAGGAAGAGCCAAAGAGAUAAGAGACCAGUACCUCAGUUCAGUUUUCCCAUCAAACAAGAAGCUGAUGUGCCUAGGAAAACAACAAAACAGAAGAAAGUAGAAACAAUAACAAAGCCUAAACCAGAAAAACGUGCAUCUAAAAAGAAUACAGGAAGCAAGGAGCCUACACACACAUACCCUUUGAGACCUGCCUCCUCAGCCGUUAGUUACAUGCAGAUCGAGGUCCCAGAUGAUGAUGAAUUUCUUUAUUGUGAAGAAUGUAACAAGGAAUAUGAAGGAGAUUGCCCUGAACAUGGACCACUGGAUAUUGUUGAGGACACUGAGAUUGUGGACAUAAAACCAAAGGGUAAAGAUCGAUCCCUUUAUACUUUGCCACCCAGCCUUUGUGUGCGGGAAUCAUCUAUACCAAAUGCUGGUCUGGGAGUUUGGUCUGACCGUGAGAUUCUACCGAGGACAAGAUUUGGUCCUUACAAAGGGAAGCAAACACAGGAUUUGGAUAAAGCACAUUCUACUGGAUAUGCAUGGCAGAUUUAUGAAAAUGGAAAGCCAAGCUAUUUCAUUGAUGCCUUUGAUAAAAUCCAUGCUAAUUGGAUGAGAUAUGUGAAUUGUGCAAGGAAUGAAGAUGAGCAGAACAUGACAGCUUACCAACACAAGGGACAAAUAUAUUACCGGACCCAUAGAGUGAUCAAAGCAGGCACCGAGCUACUUGUAUGGUAUGGGGAUGACUAUAGUGAUGAGCUUGGCAUCAGGAGAAGAGCUGCUGAAGACCCCAGUCAAUUAAAGCCGUUCACUGUCAAUGGAACAAGGAUGUUCAGGUGUCCUUUUUGUGGAAGAUGUUUCAGCUCAGAAGUAUGUAUACUUGGACACAGUAAAGCAAAGCAUGGGAUCUCUCAAUUCACAAUUGACCUUGCAAGGAAAAUGAUGGAGAAAAGAAAAGAAAUUGACAUGAAAAAGGAAUCACAAUUGUAUUUAGAUCAAGAACCUGUGAUUAAGAAAGGCUUUGAACACUCCAUAGAAAAUAAACAGGAUGUUAUGCAGAUAAAACAAUGUGCCACAAAUAUUAAAAGACCGAAAAACAAAGCUAGUGACUACAAUGGACUAAGCUUACAUUCAUUUAAGUGUAAUGUCUGUAGAAAAGUGUUCAAUAAGUCACGUCAACUACAGAAACACCUCAGGACACAUACAGGAGAGAACACCUCAGGACACAUACAGGAGAGAACACCUCAGGACACAUACAGGAGAGAACACCUCAGGACACAUACAGGAGAGAAGCCUUACAAAUGUGAUGUCUGUGGUAAGGGGUUUAGUGUGACACAUAGCCUACAGACACACCUCAGGACACAUACAGGAGAGAAGCCUUACAAAUGUGAUGUCUGUGGUAAGGGGUUUAGUGUGACACAUAGCCUACAGACACACCUCAGGAUACAUACAGGAGAGAAGCCUUACAAAUGUGAUGUCUGUGGUAAGGGGUUUAGUCAGACUGGUAACCUACAGACACACCUCAGGACACAUACAGGAGAGAAGCCUUACACAUGUGAUGUCUGUGGUAAGGGGUUUAGUGACACUAGUAACCUACAGAAACACAUCAGGACACAUACAGGAGAGAAGCCUUACAACUGAGAUGUCUGUGGUAACUUAAAAACACUCCAGGGCUUUCAUAGAAAUACUUUAUAAUGAUUAUAUAUUUAAUAAAUAUACUUAAGUUCACUUGCAUCCAAUCCAUAAUGACUAUUUCAUCAAUAUAUUAUUCUAAUGUGUAUAGCAUAAAGGUAUUUUAAUUCAAUUCAUUGUAUAUGUUAUUCUUGCAUGUUGUCUUGUGUAUAAUUUAAUAUUAAUGUCUAUUUAAUAAAUUAUGAAUACAAUUUUGUUUUAUUGCCAAAUAUGGUUAUGUCAACUGAGAAUGAUUUUCAUGUCCUGGUUCCAAACAUAUUGUCAAUUUCAGCAAUAAAUUUAUUGAAAUGAACACUGAACUGUAGAACUGCUUGUCAGUUACAGAAACUGACAACUUCCUGGUCAGAAAGAUAAAUCAAUAUUGUACAUCAGAUGUUACUUUUUUUGUCAUAAUAUUCUUCUGUUAAGAUUUACUUCUUUAGGUUAUAAAUUGAUUA